ACCACUUCAAGGCGCUUAGCAGACAAAAAGAUCGCUAAAUUUCAGAAAAAUAUAACGAAGAGGGGUUCUGUUCCUGAAACCGCUGUAAAGAAGGGGAGCGAUUAUCCUGUUGGCCCUAUAGUUAUUGGCUUCUUCGUUUUCGUGGUCAUUGGAUCAUCUCUGUUUCAGAUAAUUAGGACAGCUACUAGCGGCGGGGUGGCCUGAGAGGGUAAGCAACUGAUGGGAGUGCGUGUUGGUUUUAGAAAACGAGUUAUUUUUUCCUGAUUUCAUAUUCUGCAAACAGUAAAACUAUAUUACAUGGGGGAGUUUAGAGUUGGUUCGUUUAAGCAAUGUUACAAUUGACAGUAUAAACUUGAAAUACAUGAACUAGGAUGUCUGCACCUUUAUUUCUAUGCUUCUACUUUAGGAAGAUUUA
This is a messenger RNA of Phalaenopsis equestris, 415 nucleotides long. Its product is annotated as stress-associated endoplasmic reticulum protein 2-like. The record is from RefSeq and is a predicted model, not a curated record. NCBI's taxonomy places the organism in Eukaryota, Viridiplantae, Streptophyta, Magnoliopsida, Asparagales, Orchidaceae. Gene Ontology annotation, cellular component: endoplasmic reticulum. Gene Ontology annotation, biological process: endoplasmic reticulum unfolded protein response.